Messenger RNA from Caenorhabditis briggsae, 618 nucleotides. The coding region runs from base 1 to 618 and encodes 205 amino acids. The record is from RefSeq and is a predicted model, not a curated record. Lineage: Eukaryota; Metazoa; Nematoda; Chromadorea; Rhabditida; Rhabditidae. The transcript has 5 exons.
AUGAUUCCGAGAUUUCUUACAAAAGUUUGUAUCAUAUCUUUGUUGAUUGGAGUUCCAGGAGUUACUGAUGCAAGCACUUCAAUGUAUUCAAGACGAAGAACUCCAAGUGAGCGAGUCAUGUCAAUUAUAAGACCAAGAAUGUUUCAGAAUCCAGAAUUCAAAAUAGGCCAGACAAUUCAAAAAUCGAUCCAGUUGAAUCCAAAUCGAGCCCUUCCGUGCUGUAAAGAUGAAUCCGGAGGAUCAAUUUGUAAAAACUUGAGAAGAACGGACAUUAAGCUUUUCACGCAGAAAUGCCAAACGGAACCAGAUUUCUCACUUGUGGUAUGCUGUAAUUCUUGCAGUGAAGCUGGAAUUUCUUAUCGGAAGAGAGCCCAAAAAUUCAAAGAUAUUAAAAUUGAUUUUAGCUUCUUCAUCGGAAAAGCAAACUCCACCAACUGUUUUGAUCGUAUGAGUCCAGCAUACUGUAGCAGAUUUGAGACUGGAGAUGAUGCUUGGAACAAUAGACGCUGGUCCUGUGACACCUCUCACUUCAGACUUGGUUUCCGAGUUUGUCGAUCGACAUGCGGAUUUUGUGGUCUCGACUGGAUAAAAUCUCCAGAGCCUUUGAAAUGUCUUUAG